CGUGAAUCACCAGCACAAGACGUUGAUUCAAACUGACAAGGCCGCUGCGGGCCAUGACAAUAUCUCCAAACCAACAAGAUGACUGAGGUGGAGGUUAAUGGUACGAGCGGGGGGGAUCUGGAUUUCACCUUCACGAAGGCAGCAUUGUCUUCCUCCUCCACGUCUUUGCGCCUCGGACACCUGCACACACUUGAAGAAAGACUCUCAAAUAAUGAAAUCGGCCAAGACUCAUUCCCUGCCUUACUUCGACUUUUUUUCAACACAUACCCAUACUACCACGAUCGAAAUUCACGGCGAGCUGUUCAACGAUGCAUACGGUUGAUAUUCAGUUCAGAUGCUACUCCUGAAGCCUUGACAGGCUUUGUCAAAGCUGUUCAUGCAGAAACAUCCAAGCCAAACCUUGCUCCGAGCAAUGCGUUUGUUCUCGUGGAAUGGUGCAGCAUUUUGCUCCAGACGAUAUCUGGCACAAGCCACUGGGAGAAAUGGGGUCUUGAGACUAUUCUCAGUAAUGCACAAGCUCUCGAAUUAUGCCUUGGCGAAUCUUCGCGGUCCAAUGUCAAACAUUCGGCACUGGUCGUCACUCGGCGCGGUUUACGCACAGUGUUCUCGAAAAGUGACACCCAACGAAAGAGGAUUGAGGAUGCUGUACAGAAUCUUGCCUCAAAAAGUAGCCGACCUUCUGCUAAUAAUGCUAUUAUGCUUGGGGUGAUCGCUGGUGUCUGCGCAAGGAAACCAGAGGCAAAGGAGAUCUUGGCAGGCAGGAAGACUGAGUUCUAUACUUUCUACAACAGAGAAAUCAUUGGAUCGCGAACUCCUGUCCCUAUACACAUAGCUAAUGGUCUGGAGGAUUUUUUUGUGGCCUUUACAUCGAAGGAAGAUAUCGAGAAGGAAGUCGUUCCAUCACUCGAAAAGGCUCUUCUUAGAGCUCCUGAAAUCGUCCUCAACGAUCUUGUCUCACCACUAUUCCAUUCGCUAUCCGAUUCAGUAGAUCUUUCUACUGUCUUACGGAAAAACCUCCUAAAACCUCUGCUAUCUAAUGUCAAAUCUACGAAUGCUGCGAUACGCCAUGGGGCGCUCAAUGCUUUCAAAGCUGCUGUAGUCAAGUGUCACGAAGCGGAUAUUGUUGCGCAGAUUGCGGAGGAGAUUUUGAACCCAUUGAAGUCUGGAAAGUUAUCGUCGGCAGACCAGCGAAUCUACCAUGCUGAGAUGCUUGCCAUGCUACCUGUUUCUAAAACCACUGCUGCAAUGCUAUCUCCGACCCUCGCCGUUGUUGCGGGAAAGGAAACAAAUGAGGCUGCCCUAGCAGCGGAGACAAUAGCACUUCUCCACUACCUGGAAUGGGGUGUCAAGAAUGAAAUGGACUUCGACAAACCCGUGAUUGAUGCAUUUCUUAAAGGUAUCUCUGAAAAGAAGGCUCCGUUUCGGAGGCUAUGGACGCUUCGUCUUGGCCAACUUUUCUGGUCCACAGAUGAUCAGGGUAUUCUGAAGUCGAGGUUUUCCAGUCUCGCGGAAUCUUCUAUGCCGGCCCUAUUGGAGACAUGGAAUGAAGCCACAACAAAUCCUCUUGCUGCAUCACAAUCUGGGCUUGUCACCGCCGCUUACGUUUUCACUGCCAUUUCAUAUGCCAAACUUGUGCCGAUAUCGAGCUCUAAGAUUGAAGCUGCAUUGAAAAAGGCACAGGUGGCACAGCAGGCAUUGACUAUGGAGCCUAAGCCAUCAUUCCUGCUAAAUCAACGUAUUUAUGGGAAGCUCACUGGAGAUGAUGAUUUCAAGUGGUUCAUUCGAGCUCUGUCUUACUUAUUUCAGGACCUUGCUACUGUUGAGCCUGAUUCAACAAUUGCCAUAGGCUGGUCCCAAGCUAUGAUCUUUUGCAUAUGCUCCUCAACCGUCAAGCCAGCACUCCGAAUAGAGGCUAUUCACGCCCUGUCAAGACUCUAUGUUCAAAGUCCUACACAUAUUUCAAAUAUCAUCGUGGCCGGGAUCUGGCGGUGGAGGCGUUCUAUCGAGACUGGUGAAAAGGAUAGUGCUGCUAGUGCUGCCAAGAGCGAUAAUCAAAACCUCCGCCUUGUUGUCAAAUCUAUAUGUCUACCACCAGCAGACAUUUCCCGAUUUGGUGGUGAGGUUAGUGAGCUGAUACGUAAGGAUCAGAUGAUAUCGAUGUUGGUUCUUGCACGACCCGAGCUCAUACCGGGCGUGAACUGGAUAGAUCUAUGUCUAAGAGUAGAGGUAGAUCCUGGUGAACUUGCUAGAAUCGCUGGAGAGUCACUAAUUCAACAAAUACUUGACUCCACAAGCUUUGAUGAAAAGGCUUCUCUGCAGCAAUCUAGCGAUGUCAAAACCGCCGCUUUCAAUGCUGCGGCAGAUCUCGUUUUCGUCGCACCCGAUGUUAUGGCAUCUCGGAUAGUCCAACUCCUGCAGCAGGACCUCGAGCCAGGUCAACUAGCCGAUGUAGGCCCAACAGAGGCUGCCAUAUUCCGGACCCCAGAUGGAACGGUAUUUGUUGAUGUAUUGGCUUCCAAGUCUCAAAGCUAUACCACCAACAAGAACGUCAAGGAUUACGACACAUUAAAAUGGGAGGAAGAACUCAGGGCACAACUGGCACAGAAGAAAGGCCAGCAAAAGAAACUGACGCCGGAGGAGACUGCCAAGGUUAACGCCCAAUUGAAGAAGGAAGCGGGCAUUCGACUACAAAUUCGGUACCUUGAGGCUAGGCUCAUGCGCGGAAUUGGUAUCAUAAAGAGUCUGGCGACCGGUCCUCCAACAGAUGCUAGUCUUUGGAUAGGCCCGGCAGUUAAGGCACUCCUGGAUGUCAUCAACGCUGGUGCAGGCCUCAUAACUGGGAACGCAGCUUCGGAUGCAUAUAUCAUAUGCUCGGAAAGACUUGCCCCCCGUAUUGGAACUCUCCGUCCAUUUAUUGGCAUUGCAACCUUGAGGGCGUUGGACGUCCCGCAUCUUCCAGAAGCUCUUCAAGAAGAACCUAUUGGCGCACUGGUUACCAGAGUCUUAUAUCGUCUGCGGUUUUCCGGAGAACAACGCCCUUUCGACACUGUAUCCCUGACAUACAUACUCCAAUUAGUAUUUCUGGUUCUUCGCAAUGGUGGCUUUGGUGAAAAGGACGACGCCGAGGCUCAAUUAGUCCUUGCAUUAGAAUUCCUUUCUUUCCACACAGAUGCAUGCUCUGACACUCUUGUGCCACGGCAGGAGGUUCUGGCUGCAUUGAUAUCAUCAAUGCAGACUUACACCCAGCAUUAUAAAAUCAUCAAAGACUGCUUGGCGGAUCUUUGCCGGUGCAUAGCACCCAAUAUUACAGAUCAAGAGAUCGCCAUUCUGGCCAAAGGCGCCAUUGUGCCACAAGUUUCUGUCCGUACUUCCGUAUUGCAGUCUAUCAGCGGGGAUAUUGAUAUGAGCGAGCUCGACUUCUCAGAAGAGAUAUGGCUCGCAUGCCACGAUGAUGUUGACGAGAAUGUCGAGUUAGGUCGUGAUAUUUGGGAAGAAAGCGGUUUCGAGAUAUCGGCUGAAUCUCCUUUCAGAAUGCUACCUUAUCUCAAGAGCAGUGACAAGCAGCUUCGAAGAGCCGCAGCCAGAUCACUCGCCGAAUCGGUCAAAAUCCAGCCCUCAACGUUUGACGAUGUACUAGAGCGCCUGCAGACUUCAUAUGAAGAAUUGGCGAAACCUCGCGUACCUCAACUGGACGAAUACGGCAUGCCAAAGAAAAUGGACCUUUCAGACCCAUGGGAGGCAAGGAACGGCAUUGCUCUGGCUUUCAAGCAACUGGCACCCGUAUACAAGGAAAGCUUGCUGGAUGAGUUUCUACAUUUCCUCAUUGAGCGAGGACCUCUUGGUGAUCGGAAUCCAAAUGUCAGAGAAGAAAUGGUGGAAGCUGCUACCGCUAUUAUCGCACUUCACGGUAAAAACAAAGUUGAAGACUUGAUGAAGACCUUUGAGCAUACGCUGGAAGCUCCUGACAAGGGCUCCGAAUUCGCGGAUCAAGUCAACGAAGCAGUCGUUAUCAUGUACGGCGCUCUGGCCCGUCACCUGAAAGCAGGAGAUCCUCGUGUACCAAAGGUCGUUGGCAGAUUGUUGGAAACCUUGAGUACUCCAUCAGAGGCUGUGCAGUAUGCUGUCGCAGAAUGUUUACCACCCCUCGUCCAUGCUUCAAGCGACAAGACAUCUGACUACGUUCAACAAGUUCUGGAGAAACUUUUGAACUCUAAGAAAUACGCAGCUCGACGUGGUGCGGCAUAUGGUCUUGCAGGCUUAGUACAUGGUAAAGGCAUUUCUGCACUUCGCGAGUACCGAAUCAUGUCGACUCUGAAAGGCGCUAUAGAAAAUAAGAAAGAUGUCAACCACCGAGAGGGCGCUUUACUUGCUUAUGAGCUUCUUUCAACGAUCCUCGGACGCAUCUUUGAACCUUACGUCAUUCAAAUUGUGCCUCAAUUGCUCUCGAGCUUUGGUGACGCCAGCGCUGAUGUCCGAGAUGCCUGUCUGGCUGCUGCCAAGGCGUGCUUCGCGAGUCUGAGUUCAUAUGGAGUAAAACGAAUUCUGCCUACUCUUCUGGAGGGACUUGAUGACCAGCAGUGGCGAAGUAAAAAGGGAGCGUGCGACCUUCUUGGUGCCAUGGCCUACCUUGAUCCUCAACAGCUUGCUCAAAGCUUACCAGAGAUUAUCCCGCCUCUGACCGCCGUCCUCAACGACAGUCACAAGGAAGUUCGGCUUGCUGCCAAUCGAAGCUUGAAGCGCUUCGGUGAAGUUAUCAACAAUCCAGAGAUCAAAGGUCUCGUUGACGUGCUUCUUAAGGCUCUAAGUGACCCUACGAAGUAUACGGAUGAUGCACUGGACUCUCUGAUCAAGGUGUCUUUUGUCCAUUACCUUGACGCGCCCUCGUUAGCUCUUGUAACACGCAUUCUCGAGCGCGGAUUGGGAGACCGCUCGGCUACGAAACGAAAGUCCGCCCAAGUCAUUGGCAGUCUUGCACACUUGACAGAACGAAAAGACCUUGUUUCUCACUUGCCAAUCCUCGUUGCCGGUCUCAAAGUUGCAAUAGUCGAUCCAGUCCCAACUACCCGUGCCACUGCCUCCAAAGCCCUAGGCUCUUUAAUCGAGAAGUUAGGAGAAGAUGCCCUACCAGACCUCAUUCCAGGCUUAAUGCAGACUUUGAAAUCAGACACCGGAGCCGGAGAUCGGCUCGGAUCUGCCCAGGCUCUCAGUGAAGUGCUUGCGGGUCUUGGCACUAGUCGACUGGAGGAGACUCUGCCUACAAUUCUGCAAAACGUUGCUUCGUCCAAACCCGCUGUGCGGGAGGGUUUCAUGACGCUCUUCAUAUUCUUGCCAGUCUGCUUUGGCAACAGUUUUGCCAAUUAUCUCAGCAAGAUCAUUCCUCCGAUCCUCUCCGGACUUGCAGACGAUGUCGAGUCCAUUCGUGAUACAUCGCUUCGAGCCGGACGACUGCUUGUCAAGAACUUUGCAACAAGAGCCAUUGAUUUGUUGCUUCCAGAGCUUGAGCGGGGUCUCGCUGAUGACAAUUAUAGAAUUCGUCUUAGCUCUGUCGAGCUGGUUGGUGAUCUGUUAUUCAACCUUACAGGUAUCAGAGCAGAUACCGAACAGGACGAAGCUGAGGAUGGAGCUCAAGAGGCAGGGGCAUCCUUGCUGGAGAUACUUGGAGAAGAAAAGCGUAAUAGAGUUCUAUCUUCUCUAUAUAUCUGUCGCUGCGAUACGUCUGGACUAGUCCGUACCGCGGCAGUCACUGUUUGGAAAGCUUUGGUGGCCAGCCCAAGAACCCUGAAAGAAUUAAUUCCAACGCUUAUUCAACUCAUUAUUCGACGACUUGCCAGUUCCAAUAUGGAACAGAAGGUCAUCGCUGGUAAUGCACUUGGCGAAUUGAUUCGGAAAGCUGGUGACGGCAUUCUUUCGAGUUUGCUGCCGACUUUAGAGGAAGGCUUACAGACAUCAACGGAUACGGAUGCAAAACAGGGAAUCUGCAUAGCGCUUCGAGAAUUGAUAUCGUCUGCAUCUCCUGAUUCUCUGGAAGAUCAUGAAAAGACACUGAUAUCUGUUGUUCGGACUGCGCUAAUUGAUUCUGACGAAGAUGUCCGCGAAGCCGCAGCAGAGGCAUUCGACUCGCUGCAACAAAUCAUUGGCAAACGCGCCGUUGAUCAAGUGCUCCCUCAUCUUCUGAAUCUGCUGCGGACAGAAGAUGAAGCCGAUAAUGCACUUGCUGCGCUUUUGACACUGCUCACGGAGACGACACGAUCGAACAUCAUUCUCCCGAACUUGAUACCCACUCUUACCACCUCCCCGAUUUCGUCCUUCAACGCAAAGGCUCUGGCCUCUCUCUCAUCUGUCGCUGGCUCCGCCAUGACACGACGCCUGCCAAGCAUUUUAAAUUCCUUGAUGGACAAUAUUAUCGCCUGCACGGAUGAUGAGCUGCGUGCCGACCUCGAUGCAUCCUUCAACACCGUCCUCCUUUCCAUUGAUGAAUUUGAUGGCCUGAACACAGCAAUGAGUGUUCUCUUAGCACUCGUAAAACACGAGGAUCACCGAAGAAGAGCAGCAACGGAUUAUCACCUCGCAAAAUUCUUUGCCGUGGCGACUGUGGAUUACUCCCGUUACAAUCAAGACAUCAUUAGAGCACUUCUCAUGUCUUUCGACGAUAGAGACCCAGAAGUCGUCAAAGCAUCUUGGACAGCCUUGAACGAGUUCACAAAGCGACUGAAGAAGGAAGAAAUGGAGGCACUUGUCUUCUCCACUCGACAAGCCUUACAGCACGUUGGUGUGGCAGGCUCGAAUCUACCUGGUUUCGGAUUACCUAAGGGUAUCAAUGCCAUUCUGCCAAUAUUUUUGCAAGGCCUUAUGAAUGGUACUUCAGAGCAGAGGACUCAGUCUGCUCUUGCGAUAUCCGACAUUGUUGAUAGGACAAGCGGAGACUCGCUGAAGCCAUUUGUCACCCAGAUCACUGGGCCACUUAUCAGGGUUGUUUCUGAAAAGUCGGUCGAUGUCAAGGCUGCCAUCCUUUUGACGCUGAACAACCUCCUGGAAAAGAUCCCAACAUUCCUAAAGCCGUUCCUUCCACAAUUACAACGGACUUUCGCCAAGUCCCUGGCUGAUACUUCGAGCGAGGUUCUAAGAACUCGAGCUGCAAAGGCUCUGGGCACUUUAAUUACAUUGACGCCCCGUAUCGAUCCUUUGGUCGCCGAGCUGGUCACAGGAUCAAGGACGUCAGAUCUCGGUGUUAGGAAUGCUAUGCUAAAGGCAUUGUAUGAGGUCGUCAGCAAAGCCGGGGCUAACAUGAGUGAGGCAUCGCGAAGUGCUGUGCUUGGUUUAAUCGCUGCAGAUCCUGAGGAUAACGAUAUUUCCAUGGCCAUCACAAAUGCCCGGUUACUUGGUGCCCUCAUCAAGAACGUCCCUCCGGAAGGCGCCUCUGGUCUCAUCAAGACCCGAGUGCUAACAACGCACUUCACUCAGUCUUCAGUAUUAGCCCUCAAUGCUGUACUUGUGGAAUCGCCUUCGUUAUUGACCGAGGGUGCCUUUGCCGAGGACUUACCCGCAGUCAUCUGUCAAGGACUGUCAAGCAAGAAUAACUUCAUAUCAGACAAUUGCGUUCUCGCGGCAGGCAAAUACCUUCUUUCGGAGACUGGAAGCAGUGAUUUCGAAACGCUCAAGCCUCUGUUUGAAUCUUUGGCGACUUUGAUACAACCAGGAAAUGCGGCCGAUACCAGACGCUUGUCACUUGUCGUUGUACGUACUGUGAGCCGCCAUCACGUGGAGCUCGUCCGACCUCACCUUCCGCUACUGGCGCUGCCUGUGUUUGCGAGCGUUCGAGAUCCAGUCAUUCCUGUGAAGUUGGCCGCAGAGGCCGCCUUCAUGGCGCUCUUCAAUGUUGUUGACGAUGAGAGUAAGGUAUUUGAGAAGUAUAUUGCUAGUCAAGAACUGCCAGCAAACCAAAAGAGAAGCAUGCAGGAUUAUUUCAAACGGAUUGCAUUGAGACUUGCCAACACAGCAAGGGAGAGGAAAGAAGCUGAAGGCGGACAGGGUGGAUUGGGAUUAUCAAAUGAUGAGGUUGAGGACGAACGGGAGAUCUGGAGUGUUGGAAAGGUAGAUCUUGGUGAAGCAGCUUACGACGAGUGAUGAGGUAUGGUCUUUUCGGUGGUGCUGUUUUAGGCGUAUCAGCCAUUAAAAGUUGUGCUGCAUCGCAUUACAUGAGGAUAGCAUACGGUAGCUAGAAGCCACGUAUCUAGGUAGGUAGGUAGAUAUAAACGGCUACGAGGCCGUGCCAAACGUUUUGAUGGAUUUCUGAACAGAUCAGGCC
This is a messenger RNA of Amorphotheca resinae ATCC 22711, 8305 nucleotides long. RefSeq lists its product as hypothetical. NCBI's taxonomy places the organism in Eukaryota, Fungi, Ascomycota, Leotiomycetes, Helotiales, Amorphothecaceae. Gene Ontology annotation, biological process: cellular response to amino acid starvation; regulation of translation. The coding region runs from base 79 to 8124 and encodes 2681 amino acids. Gene Ontology annotation, molecular function: protein kinase regulator activity. The record is from RefSeq and is a predicted model, not a curated record. The transcript has 4 exons. Gene Ontology annotation, cellular component: cytosol.